Molecule: messenger RNA, 2141 nt
Organism: Pan troglodytes (chimpanzee)
Lineage: Eukaryota; Metazoa; Chordata; Mammalia; Primates; Hominidae
Gene: M1AP
Product: meiosis 1 associated protein
Exons: 10
Coding region: 257-1837 (526 amino acids)
Biological process (GO): spermatogenesis; meiosis I; male meiosis chromosome separation
Source: RefSeq, a predicted model, not a curated record
GACUGUUCUCAGGGUAUCUAGGGACUUGGAGACCGUUUUCCUGAAGCGCCACCUGAAGCGCACCCUGAGGCAGCCAGGCCCCGCCUUGCCCGCAGUGAGCCUCCCGCCCAGCCGCGCCGGCCUGAGGGGGGCGCCUCCGAACGCGCGGGCGCACGCUGAGAGCCGGGAGGACCAGGUGAGGGGGCCUCCGUCUUCCGAAGACAGGUGUAAAGAAUAUCCAGCUGGUGGCUACAGUUCCCCCUCUGGUUUUGCUGCCAUGCAUCCUGGGCGAACUACUGGUAAAGGGCCCUCCACUCACACUCAGAUUGACCAGCAACCUCCACGGCUUCUCAUUGUGCACAUUGCUCUACCGUCCUGGGCUGACAUCUGCACCAACCUCUGUGAGGCUCUGCAGAACUUCUUCUCUCUAGCCUGCAGCUUGAUGGGCCCCAGCCGCAUGUCCCUGUUCAGUUUAUACAUGGUACAAGAUCAGCAUGAGUGCAUCCUCCCUUUUGUGCAAGUGAAAGGGAACUUUGCUAGGUUGCAGACCUGCAUCUCAGAACUCCGCAUGUUACAGAGAGAAGGGUGUUUCAGAUCACAAGGUGCUUCUCUGCGGCUGGCAGUAGAGGAUGGGCUCCAGCAAUUCAAACAAUACAGCAGACAUGUGACCACAAGGGCAGCUCUGACCUAUACCUCCCUGGAGAUUACUAUUCUGACUUCUCAGCCUGGAAAAGAGGUGGUCAAACAGUUGGAGGAAGGGUUGAAAGAUACAGACCUAGCCAGAGUCAGGAGGUUUCAGGUCGUUGAGGUCACAAAGGGAAUCCUAGAGCAUGUGGACUCAGCGUCUCCUGUUGAGGAUCCCAGCAAUGAUGAGAGUUCUAUUCUGGGAACUGACAUUGACCUUCAGACUAUAGACAAUGAUAUCGUCAGCAUGGAGAUUUUCUUCAAAGCCUGGCUUCAUAACAGUGGAACAGACCAAGAACAAAUCCAUCUUCUUCUUUCUUCACAGUGUUUCAGCAGCAUUUCCAGACCCAGAGAUAAUCCAAUGUGUCUGAAAUGUGAUCUCCAAGAGCGACUGCUCAGCCCAUCCCUACUCGCUGGCACAGCUGACAGCUCCUUGAGAAUGGAUGACCCUAAAGGAGACUUCAUCACACUCUACCAGAUGGCUUCCCAGUCAUCGGCCUCUCAUUACAAGCUCCAAGUGAUCAAGGCUUUAAAAUCUAGCGGGCUCUGCGAGUCAUUGACAUAUGGACUCCCGUUCAUCCUCAGACCUACAAGCUGUUGGCAGCUGGACUGGGAUGAGCUGGAGACAAAUCAGCAACAUUUCCAUGCUUUGUGUCACAGCCUGCUGAAAAGGGAAUGGCUGCUGUUAGCCAAGGGGGAACCACUGGGCCCAGGACACAGCCAGAGAAUUCCUGCCAGCACCUUCUAUGUGAUCAUGCCGUCACGCUCCCUCACACUGCUGGUAAAGGCGGUGGCCACGCGGGAACUGAUGCUGCCCAGCACCUUCCCCCUGCUACCUGAGGACCCACAUGAUGACAGCCUUAAGAAUGUGGAGAGCAUGCUGGACAGCCUGGAGCUGGAGCCCACCUACAACCCCUUGCAUGUUCAAAGCCACCUGUACUCACACCUGAGCAGCAUCUAUGCCAAGCCUCAGGGGCGGCUCCACCCACACUGGGAGAGCCGAGCUCCGAGAAAGACUGGGCAGUUGCAGACCAACCGAGCUCGAGCUACUGUGGCCCCCCUGCCUAUGACUCCUGUCCCAGGCAGAGCCUCCAAGAUGCCAGCAGCCAGCAAAUCUUCCUCAGAUGCCUUCUUCCUGCCUUCAGAGUGGGAGAAGGAUCCCUCAAGGCCCUAAGUCACCAGCACCAGAGCCCAGCUGCCCAGCUUAACCAUAUCCAUGCUCAGGUUCACAUAAUGGCUAUCUGUGGUCAGACUUGCUCUCUAUCCGCCUGAGCCUCUGUGAGUGAGGGCUGACUGGGAAACAACAGCCUUCCUGUCCUCUGUUUCAGUGCUGUCCCACUCCUCAAGUCGGGAAGCGACACACCCGAGCCUGUCCUUUCUCCAGCAAGGACUUUCAUUUUCUUUAGAAUCAUUUGCUACUGUUUACACAGAAGAUUAAACACCCAGUAAGCUUCUACCAUUGUUAGGAGCAUUCAUAA